This is a messenger RNA of Lathyrus sativus (Indian pea), 612 nucleotides long. The record is from the annotation of a GenBank genome assembly. Lineage: Eukaryota; Viridiplantae; Streptophyta; Magnoliopsida; Fabales; Fabaceae.
AUGGAGGGUGAUGGUAACAAUCAGGUUGCAUUUGGGGAUUUGAUUUACGUCAAGCUUCCUCGCAGUGGUUUGUGGUGGCCUGCUCAGGUUGUUAAUGAUGAUGCUGUUGUUUCGAGUUUGAAACCUAGAAGUUGUCGCAAGGGGGAGGUUCUUGUUCGGGUUUAUGGAAGCCAUUUGUUCUUGAAUGUGGAUCCUGUUAAAUCUUGUUCUGAGUUUGAGACGAUUCUCAAGAAUAAUAAUGGGGAUGUCCCAAAGAUACUCCGCGAAGGUCUUGAAAAGAGCCUUCCUAGCUCGAAGAAAUCAGCAAUGAAGGCCAGAGCAGGAACUCCAAGUAAGAAAGCUAGUAGUAGCAAAAAACAGUCCAACACUAAAGGCGAGGAGCAGACCCCCGCCAAGCGCCAAAAACAGUCCAACACUAAAGGCGAGGAGCAGACCCCCGCCAAGCGCCAAAAACAAAACAAGGAGUCAAAGGACGAUGAUCUGGCUAGCCCAAGUUGUGAAACAGCCACUGGGAAGCUCCAAGAAUUGAGUUCCCGAAGGAUUAGAGUGAUGCAAAGCCUUGGUCUCAGUGCUCCAACUGGUUCACCAUUCAUCAAAGUUAGGGGUAAUUGA